AUUAAUAUUGUCAUUAUUUUUUACAAGGUUAAAAUCGGACAAAAUAACAUAAGUUAAAGAUAAUUCAAAUUAUAGAUAAUGAAAUAGAACUAACUUAAAAAUCAUCGAGUUAUCAGUUACAUCAGUAUUAAUUAAAAUUUCAGAGGUUUGCUUUAUUGGAUUUUCUUCUUUUGUGCGGUUUACAACUAUUUUUCGUUAUUAGUUUCACGUCUGUUUUCGUGAAGGUUGCUGCCAAGAUGGAAAAACCAAUUGUAGUGCUAUCCAAUCCCACUAUCCCCUCUCCGGGAAUUAAAAUGCUCAUCGAAAAGGGAUACAAUGUUAAAAUAGUCGAAAAAGAAGACAGAGCAAAUAUUCUGGAACUGAUUCCUGGAGCACACGCGCUAUGGUGGGCUUCAGCUUUCAAAUUGGACAAGGAAAUUCUAGAUGCAGCAGGAUCUCAACUAAAGAUGAUCGGCACCAUGUCAGCGGGAUACAAUCACAUACCAAUUGACGAGCUCAAAAAACGUGGCAUUAAACUAUCAAACGCACCUGGAGUGCUUAACGAUGCUGUAGCAGACGUAGCUCUACUGCUUUCUCUAGCUGCCGCUAGAAGAUUGACUGAGAGCAGAUGGGCCAUUGAAAACGACAAAUGGGUCACAAAUGAUUGGAGAUGGAUGUCUGGAAUCGACGUAAGGAAUAGCACAAUUGGUAUCAUCGGCUUGGGUGGAAUUGGAACAGCAAUAGCGCGUAGAUUCAAAGGUUUCGAUGUCAAAGAAAUUGUAUAUACGGGUCACAAAGAAAAGAAAGAAGGAAUUGAACUUGGAGCAAAAUUUGUACCGAUGAACAAUCUUCUAUCGAUCAGCGACUUUGUGAUAGUAGCUGUACCGCUGACGUACGAGACUGCCGGCUUGUGCAAUGCUGAAUUCUUUAAAAACAUGAAAAAUACCGCCGUUUUCGUCAACAUAGCCAGAGGCCAGGUCGUAGAUCAACCAGCUCUCAUAAACGCGCUCAAAACUGGCGAAAUUUUGGCUGCCGGUCUUGAUGUCAUGACUCCAGAACCGUUGCCCCCCACUCACGAGUUAUAUACGUUGCCCAAUGUCGUUAUGCUUCCUCAUCUUGGUAGCGCUACUAAUAAUACGAGGGAUAAUAUGUCAAUUUUGACAGCUGAAAAUAUCGCGAGAGGACUCGCAGGCGAUCCAUUGAUAACGCCCGUAGUGCAAUGAACUGAUUUAUGAACAUAAUACAGGAUAACGUCAAAAAAUUGUAAUUGCUGUUGUUAACCGAUAUGUUUUUGUAAAUAUAUAUAAUUAUUAAUAUCUUG
Molecule: messenger RNA, 1300 nt
Organism: Psylliodes chrysocephalus
Lineage: Eukaryota; Metazoa; Arthropoda; Insecta; Coleoptera; Chrysomelidae
Source: the annotation of a GenBank genome assembly